AUGUUCCCAAUGGACCAUGCGGUGGCAGCAGAGCCCGCCUCUCUAGCAGGCCUGUUCAGCACGGCCCAACUGGAGUUUCCCAAUUUGGCCAGCACUCUCCAGCAGGUGACUAUAGUGGAUCGAAAACCUGUGGAGGGGAACUCUCACUACCCCCACUUCCUGCAUCACCCUCACCACCCCUACCUCCUGCAGAACUCUCACUACCCCUACUUCCUGCAGAACUCUCACUACCCCUACUUCCUGCAUCACCCUCACCACCCCUACUUCCUGCAGAACUCUCACUACCCUUACUUCCUGCAGAACUCUCACUACCCCUACUUCCUGCAGAACUCUCAUUACCACUACUUCCUGCAUCACCCUCACCACCCCUACUUCCUGCAGAACUCUCACUACCCCUACUUCCUGCAGAACUCUCACUACCCCUACUUCCUGCAGAACUCUCACUACCCCUACUUCCUGCAGAACUCUCACUACCCCUACUUCCUAACUCUCACUACCCCUACUUCCUGCAUCACCCUCACCACCCCUACCAGAACUCUCACUACCCCUACUUCCUGCAUCACCCUCACCACCCCUACUUCCAAACUCUCACUACCCCUACUUCCUAACUCUCACUACCCCUACUUCCUGCACCACCCUCACCACCCCUACUUCCUGCAGAACUCUCACUACCCCUACUUCCUGCAGAACUCUCACUACCCCUACUUCCUGCAGAACUCUCACUACCCCUACUUCCUGCAUCACCCUCACUACCCCUACUUCCUGCAGCACCCUCACUACCCCUACUUCCUGCAGAACUCUCAUUACCACUACUUCCUGCAGAACUCUCACUACCCCUACUUCCUGCAGAACUCUCACUACCCCUACUUCCUGCAGAACUCUCACUACCCCUACUUCCUGCAGAACUCUCACUACCCCUACUUCCUGCAGAACUCUCACUACCACUAUUUCCUGCAGAACUCUCACUACCCCUACUUCCUGCAGAACUCUCACUACCCCUACUUCCUGCAGAACCCCCACUACCCCUACUUCCUGCAGAACUCUCACUACCCCUACUUCCUGCAUCACCCUCACCACCCCUACUUCCUGCAGAACUCUCACUACCCCUACUUCCUGCAUUACCCUCACCACCCCUACUUCCUGCAGAACUCUCACUACCCCUACUUUCCUGCAUCACCCUCACUACCCUACUUCCUGCAUCACCCUCACUACCCCUACUUCCUGCAGAACUCUCACUACCCCUACUUCCUGCAGCUAUGGGAUACAUUUUGA
Molecule: messenger RNA, 1272 nt
Organism: Oncorhynchus kisutch (coho salmon)
Lineage: Eukaryota; Metazoa; Chordata; Actinopteri; Salmoniformes; Salmonidae
Product: histidine-rich glycoprotein-like
Exons: 5
Coding region: 1-1272 (423 amino acids)
Source: RefSeq, a predicted model, not a curated record